UAAAAUCCUGAUAGUUUGUUGGUGAUUUGGGAGAAAGUGAAGUUUGUCUGUCUUAAAGUGACAGAGCUGAGAUCCCUGAGGAGCUGAACCUGUUUCUGUUUAACACACAACAUCUGUACAGUGUUUACCUUUUUAUUUAACACACCUGAGGGUCUGAAAGUUUGUUUUACUGUAGAAACAGACAUAAUCUUCACAGUUUUAACUUUCUGACAGUCCUUCAACAGUUUAUGAGCAUUUCAUUUAUUAAAAAGUGUCCAAAAAGUGUGUUAAAAUGUUGAUAUUUGUGUCAGAAUCUCUCUAUUCUCAAUGUGUCAUUUAAAAUAAACCAGAUCCUGUUAAAAACAUCAAAUUCUGCUCCUCAGAGACACUGUGAAGACAUGAUUGAUUCUGCUGAGACCAACGGUCACAUGACAAAUAUUCACUGAAAAUCUGUUUACACAGAGUGGAGAGGAGAGGACAGGAGAGGCUGUUUACACAGGGCAGAGAGGAGAGGACAGGAGAGGCUGUAUGUACACAGAGCAGAGAGGAGAGGACAGGAGAGGCUGGAAACAUGACAAUACGUGUUACUUGUGAAAGAGCUGCAGGACUUAUAGAUUUUACAUAUAUUUAAAAUAUUGCAGCGAUGAAAUCACAGACGUGACUGUGGUCAUGGUUUAAUUUGUUUAUGUUUGCAUGGUGGAGUGGGCGGGGCCGAGUGAUGGCGGGCGCCUCGGUGAAGGUGGCGGUGCGAGUUCGCCCAUUUAACUCCAGAGAGACGACACGCAACGCCAAGUGUGUCAUCCAGAUGCAGGGAAACACAACCUGCAUCUCAAACCCCAAACAGCCCAAAGAUGGAGCCAAGAACUUCACCUUCGAUUAUUCCUACUGGUCACACACCACGGCUGAUGAGUCGGGCUUCGCCUGUCAGAAGCAGGUGUAUAAAGACAUCGGGGAGGAGAUGCUGCUGCACGCCUUCGAGGGUUACAAUGUGUGUAUUUUUGCCUACGGCCAGACGGGGGCAGGGAAGAGCUACACCAUGAUGGGCAAACAGGAGCCGGGACAGGAAGGCAUCAUCCCACAGCUGUGUGAGGACUUGUUUCAGAGAACAGGAGAGAACACGGAUCCUGAUCUCAACUACUCUGUGGAGGUGUCCUACAUGGAGAUCUACUGUGAGCGUGUGCGUGACCUGUUGAAUCCGAAGUCUCAGGGGACUCUGCGUGUGCGGGAACACCCCAUCCUGGGUCCGUACGUGGAGGAUCUGUCCAAACUGGCUGUGACCGGAUUCAGGGACAUCCGGGACCUGAUGGACGCUGGGAACAAGGCCAGGACGGUUGCAGCCACCAACAUGAACGAGACGUCUUCCCGGUCUCAUGCUGUCUUCACCAUCGUCUUCACACAGAAGCGGCGGGACCAGAUGACGAGCCUGGACACGGAGAAGGUCAGUAAGAUCAGCCUGGUGGAUCUGGCCGGCAGCGAGCGAGCUGACUCCUCGGGAGCCAAGGGCACCCGGCUUAAGGAAGGAGCGAACAUCAAUAAAUCUCUGACCACGUUGGGAAAAGUGAUAUCAGCUUUGGCAGAGAUGCAGAGCAACAAGAAGAGGAAAAGUGAUUUUAUUCCCUACAGAGACUCUGUUCUCACCUGGCUACUGAAGGAAAACCUGGGAGGAAACUCUCGGACAGCCAUGAUCGCCGCUCUAAGUCCUGCUGACAUCAACUAUGAAGAAACACUGAGCACUCUGAGGUAUGCUGACCGAGCCAAACAGAUCCGCUGUAACGCCAUCAUUAACGAAGAUCCAAACGCAAAACUGAUCAGAGAGCUGAAGGACGAAGUGGAACGCCUCAGAAACCUGCUGUUCUCGCAGGGCCUGCAGGAGCUGCUGGACAACGCUGUAAACAACAACAGUGGUCCGGCUGGUGUUGGAGGUGUAUCUCCCGCCCUCCUGCAGCUCACAGCCAAUGGGGUCUCACCUGAGAAUGGCUCCGCCCCUCCAGAUUGCGAGCAGACGGCAGCGGGCGACGCCCCUGCUGACCGCCUGCUGGAGGACGGCGAGGAUGGAGGCGAGGAUGGAGACGAGGCGGUUGCCACGGAGACCAUCAGUAAAGAGGAAGCAGCUGAGAGACUGAUGGAGACGGAGAAGAUCAUCGCGGAGCUAAACGAGACGUGGGAGGAGAAACUGAGGAAGACCGAGUCCAUCCGUCUGGAGAGAGAGUCCCUGCUGGCUGAGAUGGGCGUGUCCAUAAAAGAAGAUGGAGGAACGCUGGGCGUCUUCUCUCCUAAAGGAACGCCUCACCUGGUGAACCUGAACGAGGACCCUCUGAUGUCAGAGUGUCUGCUCUACUACAUCAAGGAGGGAUUCACCAGGGUGGGACAGCAGGACGUGGACAUCAAACUAUCAGGACAUUUUAUUAAAGAGAUUCACUGUGUGUUCGUCAGUGAGACAAACGAGCAGGGAGAAGUGGUGGUGACUCUGGAGCCAUUGGUCGGAGCGGAGACGUACGUUAACGGGAAGCAGAUCACGGACGCCGUCAUCCUCAAACAAGGGCACCGGAUCGUGAUGGGGAAGAACCACGUGUUCCGGUUCAACCACCCGGAGCAGGCGCGGCUGGAGCGGGAGCGCAGCGCCACGGCAGAGCAGCAGGGGGAGCCGGAGGACUGGAACUACGCUCAGAGAGAGCUGCUGGAGAAACAGGGCAUCGACAUCAAGCUGGAGAUGGAGAAGAGGCUGCAGGAUAUGGAGAUUCAGUACCGUAAAGAGAAGGAGGAGGCAGAUCUGCUGCUGGAGCAACACAGACUGUAUGCAGACAGUGACAGUGGAGACGACUCAGACAAACGUUCUUGUGAGGAGAGCUGGAGGCUGAUCUCCUCCCUCAGAGAGAAACUACCUGCUAACAAGGUGCAGUCCAUAGUGAAGCGCUGUGGUCUGCCCAGCAGUGGGAAGAGGAGGGAGCCUCUGCGGGUCUACCAGAUCCCUCAGAGGAGGAGGAUCAGCAAGGACCCGAAACGGGUCACCAUGGAGGACCUCCGCAUGCAGGCGGUCAAAGAGAUCUGCUACGAGGUGGCUCUGGGAGACUUCCGUCACUCUCGUCAGGAGAUCGAGGCUCUGUCCAUCGUGAAGAUGAAGGAGCUGUGCCGUAUGUACGCCAAGAAGGACCCAGGGGAGCGUGACAGCUGGCGGGCCGUGGCCCAGGAUGUCUGCGACACGGUGGGCAUCGGAGAGGAGAGGAGCCCCCCCGCCGAGGAGGGGGGAGGAGGGGGGGAGACGGGGGAGGGAGGAGAGAAAAAAAACGCCUACGACCUGAAGGCUCACAUCGACAAACUGACGGACAUCCUGGAGGAAGUAAAGCUGCAGAACAACAUGAAGGACGAGGAGAUCAAAGCUCUGAGGGACCGCAUGAUCAAGAUGGAGAGCAUCAUCCCUGUGAAGGACGAUGACAACAUGAACGGCGAAGAAGAAGACGGAGAGACAAGGAGAGACGAUGAUGAAGAGGACGGGGACGGAGACGGAGGCGGCGUCCCCCGUCAGCCGGAGGUCAGAGUGCAGCGGCUGAUGGACGAGGACCCGGCGUUCCGACGAGGACGCCUCCGCUGGCUGAAACAGGAACAGCAGCGCAUUCUGAACCUGCAGCAGCAGAACAUCACCAAGAAACUGCGAGGACAGAACCAGAACCAGGGUCAGAACUCCCCCGUCGUGCCCGUCCACCUCCCCGGGACUGGCCGCUUCAUCCCGCCGCAGGAGUGCAAGCUCAAGUUCCCCUUCAAGAGUAACCCCGCCCACCGGCUGUCCUGGGGGCCGGCCAGCGCCGCCCUGCAGGCUCUGGGGCUGGAUGGGGCCGGGGGGGCCGGAGGCGAGCCGCCGGAGGACGGAGGAGGAGGGAUGGAGGGGAAAGCCUCGCCGUCGCCUCCUCCCCCUCAGGGUCCUGCUCUCUUUCCCCUCCCCUUCCAGGCUCCGCCCCCUCGCAUGCGCACCCCGAGCCCCCAGCGCGCCUGGCAGCAGCGCAACCACGGCGGCUUCUACCAGCAGCACCAGGGCCACAACCAGAACCACCAGCGCCGAUACCGCCGCAACUCUCUAGACAGCUCCGCCCACGCACACUACGACAACGACCAGCAUCGUGGCGGAGGAGGUGGAAGCGGAGGUGGUGGUCACCAGGGGCGACCGAGACAGAGAAGGGGGCCAUCCCCUGGGCCAGGAGGGGAGCGAGUCGGGGGUCGAGGGGGAGGAGGAGGAGGUGGAGGUGGGAGGGACAGAGACAGAGACGGAGGUUUCCACUACAACCACCACCAGCACCACCAGUUCCAUCAUCACCCUUACUACAACCCCCACAAUGCACCAUUCCAGCCAGGACCUCACCCCAACUACCACAGCUUGCCACGCUCCGGGGCCCCUCCCCCACCUCCCGUCGACAUGCUGCUGGGGGCAGGGCCUCCGCCGCCACAGCUGGGGGGGUGGGGCUUCACGCCGCCGCCCAGGAUGAGACGACAGUUAAGCGCUCCGGACCUCAAAAACAACAAGGAGACGCCCAUCUGACCUCUGACCUCUGACAGCAGGGAGCUCUCUGAUUGGCUGCAGGACACACAGCGGUCCUGAUGCUGUAGAGACUAGGCUGCGUGUGUGUGUGUGUUUCAGCACUUUUACAAUACUGAGGCGACCGUCACACACGACUAAAAUCACACACAUCCUGUAUCUUCAAUCCUGCUGUGUGUGUGUGUGUGUGUGUGUGUGUGUGUGUGUGUAGCUUGCUGUUAGCCUUUACGUUAGCACGGGUUAGCUGUUAGCGACACUGUUUUUUUUAUUUGAUUCUCUUCGUGAUGCAUGUCCGACAGGAUGGAAGGUUAUUAAAAAGUUUUACUGGUUUUAUUGAUCGCUGAUUAUCAGAAGGUGCCUUAAAGCUAAAUUGUUAGUUCCCAAGGCUAUUUACCGUUAGCUACUGUUAGCUACCGUUAGCUGAAGUCAGCUGUUGAAGCUAUUUCGUUUUUUAAACAUAAAGUGCGUCGGUUUGUUUGAGCUUCAACAGACUGUUUUUAGCUUCUCUCUGUUAGCCGGUGUUAGCCCAGGAGGCUAACUAGCCUAUGUUAGCUUGUGCUAAUCAGUUAGUCUGAGCAGCAGCUUAGCCUUGAUUAGCAACGGCAGCGUUCACGUUGGACGGGAAAAACAGUUUGUACAACUUCAGCGACAGAUCGGAGAAGUCUGUAUUUAUGCUCUGAAAUCAUCAUAGAUUUUCAACAAAAUCUCACAAAAACGUCUUUCAAACAUCUUUUUCAUGCAAACGCUUCAUUUUUACACAUAGUUGGAUAUUUUUUACAUGAGUUCAUGUAGGUUCAAGGUUGGAAAUUUGAAAAUCUGAAGGUAAUUUGUAUUUUUACAGUUUCUGGCUAAAGAAAUCAUGUUUUUUAAACCCACCAGCAGGUCCAGAGGUGUAAAGAUAUUCUGAUGUAUCUGAAGCUGAAGCUCGUAGUUCCGGUUUCUCCCGUGUGCCCUGAACACUGCGAGCUACAAACCAAAGAGAUCGUCCCUGCGGCGUCCCCUGCAGGACGACCUGCUGCUGUACAGACGGACGGACGGACUCACAUGUUGAACUCUUUGAAGCGUUGUGUGUAUAUUUGAAGUGUCCUCGGAUGUUUUUAUGAGUUUGUUUGUUUUUUAAACGCAACAUUUAAUGUUGUUAACGUGUCACCUUCGCUGUCUCUGGCAAUCGUGGGAAAUGUAGUAAGUGACGCCUCGUGGGAGAUUGUAGGAAUUAUUUAACAGACAUGGGAGAUUGUAGGAAUCAUGAUGGACUGAGCAGGGAACUCUGGGAAAUGUUGUACGAGACAAGACGGAGAGGUUUGUGUUUGAGGUCGUGAUUCGACUCAAAGGAUAAACAAUAAAAAGUUUUUAUGUCCAAGAAAGGACGAGGAUUAAAGUGUUGCAUUCAGGGGCGCAGGGGAGUUGGAAAUUGUGGCUUUCUUAAAGACUGAUUUUACAGAGAUUUUAUUCUCGUUCAACUUUAUUAAAAACUAUGAGGUCGAAAGAUUUCCCAGCUUAAAGACUCAAACUUAAAAACCUGAAAAUUUUCAGGUUGCGUUCUCGCCCUGCUGGAGUAUAGGAAGUUGUAAUAACAACCGACCUGCCACAAAUUUCCAACUUCCUGCGUGGAAAAGUUGAGUGAGACGGACAGUGGAAAAGAGAAGAAGAAGAAGAAAAAGAGGUUUGUGUUUGAAGUAGUUACAGAAACGGCGACUUGUUCGUGUAAUUUUAAGGAUUUGACGAUAAAAAGUUGUUUUUGUGUUCGUCAAGGGACAAGAUUAAAGUGCUGCUUUCAGCGGAUGUGGGGAAGUUGGAAUUGUGGCCUUUUGCCCCUUUGAUUAUGCAUUUAAAGGCUGUUUGAGCAGCAUGACGUUAACUGCCCCUCUGGAUUAUAAAGACGUCAUAAUACCAUGUUUCCAUCUUCCUGCGUGGACCUGAACGCAGCCUCGGGGGGGUGUAUCCGCCCUGAAUGAUGAUGACAUGUUUACUGUCAGCUGGGAGGUCGCGGCACUGCCUGAAACCUGCCCCCACACUCAUAGCAAGGCAUUGUGGGAGAUGACGAGUGGAGCGUCUUUUUGCGCUCCGUGACUUGAAGGUCAGAACCAGCCAAUGGGAUUGCUCCGGAGGGAGUGGCCGUGGUGAUGCCGAUGACAAAAAUAACACAAGACUUGAUCGUGAUUGGCCCCGAGACGCAUGACAUCAUCAGGAGUUUGCCUCCGUGUUGCUCUGCCGUCUCUGGAAUCGACCAAUCACAGGACAAUCUGACCUGCUGCCACCGCCGGGCAUAAUGGGAAACGAUGUUUUCCCUUUUUUUUUUUUUUUAUCUUUUUACUUUUUAUUUCCAGCUUUGAGCUUCUGAUUGGCUGUUUUCUUGGUGUACUCAUCAGCUUUUCGUAUUUUAACCCCGCCUACGUGUUUGACCUUCACUUUGUGAUGUCAUCACGUCGUCAUCACUAUUAUUAAUUAAUAUUAUUAUCAUGAAGUAUAAAGUGACAUUAAUGUUGGGUUCUUUUGGAUGCUGCUAAAGGGAGCUUCUUCCUCAUGCAACCGCCGGGGUGUGCGUGUGUGUGUGUACGAGUAAGUUGGACGUCUGUGUGUGUGUGUGUGUGUGUGUGUGUGUGUGUGUGUGUGUGUGUGUUUGCGGGUUAAUUUAGAAUCAUAAUCAGAAGUUUGUUUUACGUUAUAAAUGCAAUUUUUCUUGUUUUUCGGCUAAUGUCUGUUUAGUGUUGUUGUUGUUUGAGGAGGAGGGGCCGGGGCUCCGCGGAAUUCCGGAACAUUCUAGAACCCUCCCCCGUGUGACAUCAUCACGGCACAACGUCACUUCAGGACUUUUCAUGGGGGGGUGGGGGGGGUGGGGGACAGAUGUGGACAUGAUGACAUCACGGUCUAGCCCUCCUCCUUUUGGCUUAGAGCCGCUUCUCCUGUUUUUCCUGUCUGUUGUUGGGUUUUUGUGUCUGUUGUUGUUGUUGUUGUAUCAGGAACCAAUCUCAGGCUCUACCUGCAGACAACAUAAUGGCAAUAAACUGUCAACAUGAAAGAAAAA
Molecule: messenger RNA, 7529 nt
Organism: Centropristis striata (black sea bass)
Lineage: Eukaryota; Metazoa; Chordata; Actinopteri; Perciformes; Serranidae
Gene: kif1ca
Product: kinesin family member 1C
Exons: 28
Coding region: 665-4507 (1280 amino acids)
Biological process (GO): microtubule-based movement
Molecular function (GO): microtubule motor activity; microtubule binding; ATP binding
Source: RefSeq, a predicted model, not a curated record